UCCACCGUUGGAUAGCGCUAUCUGAUAGAUAAAGCGGGAGUUACCAGACGUGAACUAUCGGCCGACCAAAGUGGCCAAUACGGAUUUAUCUAGCAGAUAAGCACGAAAUACAGAAAAAGUGAGAUAACCGGAAACAGCUGUGGAAAGGGCGAUGGAAGUCAAAUACGCCACAUCUUGGCGCGAAGUUUAAAUUAUUGAAAAAACUUGGUGAAGGAAUACAAUUAUGGCUUGUUGUUUAAUUUCAAAGUAGAAGAAAAAUUAUGAUGAGGAGCAAGUAGGAUGUUCGGUGGAGACUGGAGGGAGGCGAAUCUGUUAGCACUUUAGAGCAACACUCAUCCGGCGUUUGAUAAACAUAAAUUCGUUGUCCAUUUGUCCAUUGAAAUGAUCAAUUAUUGCAUGAAUUGAAGCGAGACGUGAAUGGAACAGAAAAUAAGGAAUAUAUAACGCAAAAAGUGACUGGUGUGAUAAAGUGUAGCCAUGAAUCUUCAUAUCCCAAUAGUUUUAUUUGCACUUUUAAUUUGCAACAUAUUUGCCAAUCAAGUGCCAGAGUUUUCGAAAAAGUUUGAACCAACUUGGGACAGUUUAGACAAACGUCCUUUACCUUCCUGGUACGAUGAAGCCAAAUUCGGCAUUUUUAUUCAUUGGGGAGUCUUCAGUGUUCCCAGUUUUGGAUCUGAGUGGUUUUGGAUUAAUUGGAAAGGUCAAGAUCAGAAGUACAGUGAAUUUAUGAAAAAACGUUAUCCUCCAAAUUUUACUUAUCAAGACUUUGCCAGAGAUUUCACUGCUGAAUUUUUUAAUGCUACGCAAUGGAGUGAAAUUUUCCAAGCAUCAGGAGCAAAAUAUAUAGUUUUAACAAGUAAACACCACGAAGGGUAUACUCUAUGGCCCUCAAAAUAUUCCUUCAGUUGGAAUGCUGUUGACGUUGGACCACAAAGAGAUAUCAUAGGGGAACUGGCCAAGGCGAUAAGAAGCAAAACGAAUUUAACAUUUGGACUCUACCACUCUCUUUACGAAUGGUUUAAUCCACUUUAUCUAGAAGACAAGAAUAAUAACUUCACGACGAACAGCUUCGUCACUCAGAAAAUCAUUCCUGAAUUAAAUGAGCUCGUUGACCUUUACAAACCGGAAGUCAUCUGGUCUGAUGGAGAUUGGGAAGCAACGGACAACUACUGGGAGUCAAAAGAAUUCCUAAGUUGGCUCUAUAAUUACAGCCCAGUGAAAGAAACGGUUGUAGUCAAUGAUAGAUGGGGAAUUAAUAUUCCUUGUCAUCAUGGCGAUUUUUACACGUGCAAGGAUCGUUAUAAUCCCGCUGUUCUUCAACCUCACAAAUGGGAAAAUGCAAUGACGAUCGACCGAAAAUCUUGGGGAUUCCGAAGAAAUGCAGAUCUAAAAGAUUAUAUGUCUGUGCAAGAAUUGAUUCGAGAAUUAGUUGUCACGGUAAGCUGUAAUGGAAAUUUGUUGAUGAACGUUGGACCAACGAAAGACGGAAUAAUUAUUCCCAUAUUUGAAGAAAGACUUCGUGGAAUGGGAGCUUGGUUGGCUGUGAAUGGAGAAGCAAUUUACAAAACGAAACCCUGGAAUGUGCAGAACGACACUUUAUCGGGUGAUGUUUGGUACACGCAAAGUAAAGAUGGCAAAAAAUUAUAUGCGAUUCUUCUUUCGUGGUCGAAAAAUAAUCUUUUAGGAUUGGCCGCAGUGAAAAUUCCCGCUUUAACUCAAAUAAAUCUUCUUGGAUAUCCAUACGAACUUACUUGGGAACAGCGCUCAACUUAUUUGUUGAUUGACCUUCCUGUAGAAGCCCACAAAGGACAACCCGCUUGGGUUGUAGUGAUACAUCAGCAUUUUUGAGACUGCAGACUUUACAAUUUUACAUUUUUUUAUGAACCUUAUUUUUUGUGAUUUUGAUAAAAGUAUUUACAAAUCCUAAAAGAAAA
Molecule: messenger RNA, 1934 nt
Organism: Belonocnema kinseyi
Lineage: Eukaryota; Metazoa; Arthropoda; Insecta; Hymenoptera; Cynipidae
Product: alpha-L-fucosidase-like
Exons: 9
Coding region: 478-1848 (456 amino acids)
Biological process (GO): fucose metabolic process; glycoside catabolic process
Cellular component (GO): lysosome
Molecular function (GO): alpha-L-fucosidase activity
Source: RefSeq, a predicted model, not a curated record